Molecule: messenger RNA, 522 nt
Organism: Trypanosoma conorhini
Lineage: Eukaryota; Euglenozoa; Kinetoplastea; Trypanosomatida; Trypanosomatidae
Product: large subunit ribosomal protein L8e
Exons: 1
Biological process (GO): cytoplasmic translation
Cellular component (GO): ribosome; cytosolic large ribosomal subunit
Molecular function (GO): structural constituent of ribosome; RNA binding
Source: RefSeq, a predicted model, not a curated record
CCGCCUCNGCGGCGNGAAGGCGCCGCUGCCANCGGCAACGNGCUGCCCCUCGGCCAGANCACGGAGGGGUGCAUCGUCUGCAACGUGGAGGCGAAGGUCGGCGACCGCGGCACCAUCGCACGCGCCUCGGGCGACUACUGCAUCAUCAUCUCGCACAACCACGAGACGGGCCGCACGCGCCUGAAGCUGCCGAGCGGGCAGAAGAAGACCGUCCCCAGCACCUGCCGCGCCAUGAUUGGCAUCAUCGCCGGUGGUGGCCGUAUUGAGAAGCCCGUGCUGAAGGCCGGUAACUCCUUCUACCGUUUCCGUGGGAAGCGCAACUGCUGGCCCAAGGUGCGUGGUGUUGCCCGCAACCCCGUGGAGCACCCGCACGGUGGUGGUAACCAUCAGCACAUUGGCCACCCGUCGACCGUCUCGCGCCACGCACCGCCGGGCCAGAAGGUCGGCCUCAUCGCCGCCCGCCGCACCGGUCGCAUCCGCGGUAGCAGGGCCGUCAAGGGCGCCUGGCACCCGGAGGAGUAG